Molecule: messenger RNA, 822 nt
Organism: Didymosphaeria variabile
Lineage: Eukaryota; Fungi; Ascomycota; Dothideomycetes; Pleosporales; Didymosphaeriaceae
Exons: 4
Coding region: 1-822 (273 amino acids)
Cellular component (GO): mRNA cleavage factor complex
Molecular function (GO): mRNA binding
Source: RefSeq, a predicted model, not a curated record
AUGUCUACAAUCACCAAGGAAGCUUCUCAGAGCUCUUAUCCCCCGAUCCUUCCCAAAGACUUCAACGGCAACCAGCCCAAAACCAUCCGCCUAUACCCCCUCAGCAACUACACCUUCGGUACAAAGGAUGCUCAACCGGAAGAGGACCCCUCUGUGCUCGCGCGCUUGAAGCGGUUGGAAGAGUACUAUCAAGUAAAUGGCAUGCGGAGGACAUGCGAAGGCGUGCUGGUCUGCCACGAACAUAACCACCCACACAUCCUCAUGCUGCAGAUUGCCAAUGCUUUCUUCAAGCUGCCCGGUGACUACCUAACCCAAGACGUUGAGGAGAUCGAAGGUUUCAAAGCGAGGCUGAACGAGCGCCUUGCGCCUGUUGGUACGCAAUUCACAGGCGAGGGGGUCAACGACGAGUGGCAGAUCGGUGAUACGCUCGCGCAGUGGUGGCGCCCCAACUUCGAGACGUUCAUGUACCCCUUCAUCCCGGCGCACGUCACGCGGCCAAAGGAGUGCAAGAAGCUGUACUUUAUUCAGCUACCCCGGAGUAAGGUCCUUAGCGUUCCCAAAAACAUGAAACUUCUCGCGGUCCCGCUCUUCGAACUCUACGACAACACUGCGCGCUACGGUCCACAGCUCUCGGCAAUCCCGCACUUACUCUCGCGCUACAAUUUCGAGUUCGUCGAUGAGAAUGGUCAGGUUGUGGCGUGCACGCCUGGCUCUGGGCUUGCGGACGGGAGUAGGCCACAGACGAAGGUGCUGGCUGGUGGUGACGAGGAUGUCAAGAUGGAGCCGAAUGGGGAUGCGGCGAGCGAUCAUACGUUGUCAUAG